Molecule: messenger RNA, 4632 nt
Organism: Vicia villosa (hairy vetch)
Lineage: Eukaryota; Viridiplantae; Streptophyta; Magnoliopsida; Fabales; Fabaceae
Exons: 14
Coding region: 1-4632 (1543 amino acids)
Biological process (GO): DNA repair; telomere maintenance
Molecular function (GO): DNA helicase activity
Source: RefSeq, a predicted model, not a curated record
AUGACUUUUCCAAGUUCACACUUUCAAGGCACUCAUGACCAUGAAGCCGGCCCGAGUAGAAUUACACAUGUUAAUGAUGUUGCACUUGGUCGUACGUUCGUAACACCCCAUCAAUCUAUCAACAACACUCAGUCUGGUAGUACAGAUGAUAUGCAUGUUGAUGGAUCUUUGGAGGAUGUAGCAACAUCGAAUGUUAAUAUGGAAGGAAGAGAAAACAAUGCCUCAUCGUGUCAUCCUCAAUCCUCGCGACAUCCUUUUCGAGCAAGAUAUAAUAUUGCUCGAAAUUUCAAAAAUAACAUGGUGAUGGCAAAAUCUCGGUUGCCUAAUCCAACUACCUGUAGACGUUGCAACGCAAGACUGUUUCACCACGAAUCACGUGACACAUGUUGUUCUGGUGGGAAAGUAUCAUUUCCAAGGGUUGAUGCUCCUACAGAAUUUCAAGAACUAUUUUUGGAUGGUUCAGCAGAAGGAAAACAUUUUAGGCAGCAUAUUCGAAGUUACAACUAUGUCUUCUCUUUCACUUCGAUUGGUGUUCACGUCGAUGAAUCUAUUCUUGCAUCUGGUCGUGGUAUAUAUACAUUUCGUGCUCAAGGAGCUUUUUACCAUAACAUCGGAAGUUUCUAUCCCAAUGAGGGUGACAGGCCACGCUUCCUACAGUUAUACAUCUAUGACACAGAUAACGAGCUACAUUAUAGAAUGCGGGAAAAUCCACAACUAGAUGAAUCUGUGGUUCAAAAACUACAACGUUUGCUCCAUCAGUAUAAUCCUUUCGUAAUUAGGUUCAAACAACUGUCCUUACUUCCAAAUAUCAGUGACUGUAGCCUCAUACUCAAAGAGCGUCCAAGUAAUCACCCUCAAUAUAAUCUUCCAUCUGCGGAACAAGUCGCUGCAAUUAUUGUUGGAGGUGAUACUGAAUCUAUGGCAUAUGGAAGGGACAUUAAUGUCAUUCGCCAUGAUGGAAAUCUAAAGAAAGUACAAGAAACAAAAGGAUAUUAUGAUCCCUUGCAGUAUCCUAUAUUGUUUCCAUUUGGGACGCAUGGUUGGGAUGUUAACACAGCAAAUUGUAAUGGGCGAAGAGUGUCAUGUCGAGCGUAUUACAGCUACAUGCUUCAGAUUCGUCCAAGCGAUCAAUCAAUGUUGUUAAAUGCGGGUCGACUAUUACAACAAUAUAUCGUAGACAAUUAUGUCAAAAUUGAAUCAGGGAGGUUAAGGUGGAUUCGAGAACACCAGUCAAAUAUACGUGCUGAAGUGUACCAAGGUUUACAAGAUGCUUUGCAUGUUGGUGAAACUAAUGCAGAAAAUAUUGGAAAAAGAACAAUAUUACCAUCAUCAUUUAUUGGAGGUCGCCGAGACAUGACACAACGUUACGAAGAUGGCAUGGCUAUUGUACUUAAUAGCGGUAAACCAGAUAUUUUUUUGACCAUGACGUGCAAUCCUUCUUGGUGUGAGAUAACAUCAGAACUUCUACCUUUUCAAACACCACAAGAUCGCCCAGAUUUACUAACGAGAAUAUUUCGUGCUAAAUUCAAGCAAUUGAAGGAUGAUGUCAUUAACAAAGGAGUCUUAGGAAAGGUUAAAAGUUACAUGUAUGUCACUGAAUUUCAAAAACGAGGAUUGCCGCAUGUGCAUAUGUUGUUGGUCUUGGAAAGUAACGACAAGUUGCGUGACCCAAAAGAUUACGAUAGUGUGGUUAGAGCUGAAAUACCUAAAUUAGAAUGUGAACCACAGUUGCAUGAAGUAGUUGUAAAACAUAUGAUCCACGGUCCUUGCGGCGUACUCAAUCAAAGAUCUCCAUGUAUGAAAGAUGGCCAUUGUAAAAAAAGGUAUCCCAAACAAUUUUGUGAUGAAACACGCCAAGGCACUGACUCAUAUCCAGAGUAUAGGAGAAGGUUUGACGAACCUAUAUCUAUAGGUAGAGAUAGGUCUAUUGAUAAUAGAUGGGUGGUUCCUUAUAACCCUUGGUUACUGUUAAAAUAUGACUGUCACAUCAAUGUAGAGGUUUGCAGUAGUAUUAAAAGUAUCAAGUAUCUAUACAAAUAUGUGUACAAGGGCCCUGAUCGUGUGUCUAUGGAGGUUCACAAAGGAUCAUACAUGGACGAAGUCCAACUACAGAUCCACUUGCCAGAACGCCAUCAAGUGCACUUUUAUGAACAUCAAAGAAUUGCAGACGUCUUAAAUAAUGAACGCAACUCCAAAACAAUGCUCACACAAUUCUUUGCGCUAAAUCAAAGAGAUCCGGAGGCAAGGAGUUAUCUAUAUAGAGAGAUACCAGAGCACUACUGUUGGAACAGUAGGGGCAAGGAAUGGCAUCGCAGGCGAUCAACGAGAAAAGUUAUUGGAAGAAUCUAUACAGUAUCACCUUCGGAGGGGGAUAAGUUCUACUUGCGGUUAUUGUUAUCUCAUGUCAGAGGUCCAACCAGUUGGGAAUAUCUUCUUACAAAUAAUGGCAUCCCAUUUAAUACAUUUAAAAAGUCAGCCGAGGAUCGAGGAUUAUUGGAGACUGAUCAUAGUAUUCGUGAUUGUUUGGUUGAGGCUGCGAGUCUUCGAAUGCCGUAUGCUUUAAGGAGGUUAUUCGUGACGAUUCUAAUAUUUUGCGAACCUACUUAUGUUAGAAGUCUUUGGAAUGAGUUUUUUACACAUAUGACAGAGGAUUAUCAAGCAAUGAACAAUGGUGUGGAAUUAGUCUUGACUAAUAUGUUGUUGAAGGAUUUGAAUGAACUCUUAGGCCAACAUGGCAAAAAAAUUGAAGAUUAUGAUCUCCCAUCAUUAUCCCCUGAAGCAAUGGAGGAGAAUUUAAACCCAAGUGUCAUACAAGAGGAGUUAGCGGUUGAUAUCCCAAAUGAAGAUAUUGAAUCUGUUGCUAAAUUAAAUAAUGACCAGAUGAUUGCGUUCAAAACCAUCAUGAAUGUCAUUGACCAAAAAUACAGUGGGAUAUUUUUUGUUGAUGGCCCAGGUGGAACAGGUAAAACAUUCCUUUAUAGAACGUUGAUGGCAACUUUACGAAAUAGAGGAGAAAUUGUUUUAGCAACUGCAUCAUCCGGCAUAGCUGCAACACUAUUACCCAGUGGUAGGACUGCACACUCUCGAUUUAAGAUACCUAUCGAGAUACAACCGGGUUCCAUCUGUGGUAUACAAAAGCAAAAAGAUCUUGCAAACCUCAUUAGAGUGGCAGCUGCAAUAAUUUGGGAUGAGGCCCCAAUGAUAAACAAAAAUUGUUUAGAAGCCUUAAAUCGAUCAUUGCAAGAUGUUUGUAGCAACAAUGCUCCAUUUGGUGGAAAGGUUAUGAUCAUGGGGGGAGAUUUUCGUCAAGUUCUUCCUGUUGUAAAGAAAGGUACUAAGGCACAAAUGAUUUCGGCGUGUAUUGUUCAGUCUCAUUUAUGGGCUCAUACCAAGAUUUUGCGGUUGCGUCAGAAUAUGCGGUCACUCCAUGACCAAGAGUUUGCAGAAUUUCUUAUUCGCAUUGGUGAUGGUGUUGAACCUACCAAACCAGAUGACAUGGUGAGGUUGCCUUCACAAAUUGCAAUCCCGUGGGAGGGUGAACACUCUAUACAAGUACUUAUCCAACAUAUUUUCCCUGAAUUAGAAUUGCAUGGAUGCGAUGCCCCUUAUAUGGUACAGAGAGCUAUUUUGACACCAACAAAUGACGAGGUUCAAAAAUUGAAUGAUAUAAUCAUCGAUCAGUUUCCAGGAGAAGAGCAUGAGUUGUUGUCGUUUGACGAGGUUGAGGGGGAUACUCAUAAUUUAUACCAGCAAGAAUUUUUAAAUUCAAUUGCACAGAGUAGUUUGCCACCACAUAUUCUAAAAAUAAAAAAGGGUGCACCAUUGAUGUUGCUGCGAAAUCUAGAUCCUAGAUAUGGACUGUGUAAUGGGACGCGGUUAUUAUGUCGUGGUUUAUUUAUGAACCUGUUGGAUGUGGAAAUCUUGACAGGAAGCAAUGCAGGAAAACGAGCUUUCUUUAGAAAGCAGUUUCCUGUACGACUAAGUUUUGCAAUCACAAUAAAUAAGGCACAAGGACAAACCAUUCCUAAUGUUGGAAUAUAUCUUCCACGACAUGUUUUCAGUCAUGGACAUUUAUAUGUGGCUUUAUCCAGAGGUGUCUCACAGACUACGACAAAAGUUUUGAUCAGAGAGGGAAAAUUACAGGGAGAAGAUGGCAAGCUAAAAUACAGUGAAAUCUUCCAAUUAUGUAAGGAGUUGAGACAGAAGAAUGUUGAACCUCACCACAACACAAAAAUGGGACACUUUGAAGCUAAAUGGAGCACAUGGAAGGACGAACAAACUAUUUCUUCCAUCGACAAACCCGACAAUAAGGUAAAACGUCUGCAGAUUUACUCUCUCGGUUGGUGCUCCACCGUCAUAACAGAUAAAACACAACUUUGGAAAAUGGUGAAAAGAGAAAUAUUAUCUCAAAGGAUGGAGAGCAAGAAUCCAUGUAAUUCAAGCAUCGAAAAGAGUUGUUGUUCUACCAAAUCUACACUAAAACAAAACAUCUCUAUUAUUCAGUUUUUUAAAACUCAGGAUUUCAUUGAUAAAGGGGUGUAUGAAGAAUUGAUUCGACUAUUUUCAAGGCAAAAAGAUAAUUCUUCCCACGAAGAAUUCAUGUUCGGCCUUCCUCAUAAGGAGCGUCAUUGA